Molecule: messenger RNA, 3361 nt
Organism: Eruca vesicaria subsp. sativa (arugula)
Lineage: Eukaryota; Viridiplantae; Streptophyta; Magnoliopsida; Brassicales; Brassicaceae
Source: the annotation of a GenBank genome assembly
GAUGCUCUCUUCUUACAAUUACAAUUUGGGCUAUAUGAGAGCUCUCCUCUUCUUUCAACAUCCUCUCUCUCUUUCUUCACCUUCAUUCCCCAAUUCCUCAGAUUCUUCAUUUCUCUCGGUCUCUCGAAAUAAAUAUUACACAAAGUUCUCCUCUUUUCUGUUCCAAAGGUCUGGAUUUUGUAGGAUCUCUAUGGUGAUGCUUUAAUGUUUGCAGCUUUGAGAGGAUCUGGUCAAGAUAUGAGUCGUAGGGUGCGUCAGAGAGUGGAGGAGAAUAAGGUAGUUUCACCAAGUUUCCCUGUGACUGGAGAUGAUGAGGAUUUAGCAGGCAAGGCUCAAGCCUAUGUGGAUUGGACUAGUUUGUCUUACGACACUGUGCUUCUUCUGUUUACUCGGUUGAACUAUCGAGAUCGAGCUAGCUUAGCAUCCACCUGUAGGACAUGGAGAUGCCUUGGUGCUUCUCCAUGUCUGUGGAGUUCGUUAGAUCUCCGUCCCCACAAGUUUGAUCUUUCAAUGGCAGCUUCUCUUGCAACUAGGUGUGUUGAUCUUCAGAAGGUUAGGUUCCGUGGACUUGACUCUGCUGAUGCCAUAGUUAACCUCAGGGCAAGGAAUUUGCGUGAGAUAAGUGGCGACUAUUGUAGGAAGAUAACAGAUGCUACAUUGUCUAUGAUUGCUGCACGCCAUGAGGCUCUUGAGAGCCUUCAGCUUGGACCAGACUUCUGUGAGAGGAUCACUAGUGAUGCUAUAAAGGUUAUUGCCUUUUGCUGUCCUAAACUUAGAAAGCUCAGGCUUUCUGGAAUGAGAGAUGUUAACUCUGAGGCAAUUGAGUCUUUGGCCAAACACUGUCCACAGCUCAGUGAUGUUGGAUUCUUGGAUUGCCUUAACAUCAACGAAGAAGCAGUGGGGAAAGUGGUGUCUCUUCGCUACCUCUCUGUUGCUGGGUCAAUAAACAUGAACUGGAGAAUUGCAACAGAGAACUGGGAGAAGCUUCCGAGAUUAACCGCUUUGGAUGCCUCCAGAACCGCCAUUGACCAUAUAUCGGUUUCCAGGCUGUUGAAAUCAUCUCAAAGCUUGAAAGUUGUGUGUGCUUUAAACUGCCCUUUGCUCGAACAUGAUGUUAGUUUCAGCUCCGAUAGGUUCAAAGGAAAGCUCCUGAUUGCUAUGUUUAACAAUACUUUAAACGGUCUAGCUUCUAAAUUUGACGAUAACUCAAAGAUGCCAAAGGAUAUAUUUGCUUACUGGAGAGAUCUGAUAAGCAAGGAUAAAAGCAUUGACGAAACAAUGCGUUGGAUUGAGUGGAUCAUUUCUCAUUCUCUUCUACGAAUGGCGGAGAGCAACUCUCAAGCAUUGAACAGUUUCUGGCUGAACCAGGGAGCUAAGUUGCUUCUCACGUUAAUGCAAAGCUCACAAGAGGAUGUCCAAGAGAGAGCAGCAACAGGACUUGCGACUUUCAUUGUUGUGGAUGAUGAGAAUGCUAGUAUAGACUGUGGAAGAGCAGAAGCAGUUAUGAGAGAUGGAGGUAUCCGACUUCUUCUAAAACUUGCGAAGUCUUGGCGUGAAGGUCUUCAAUCAGAAGCUGCAAAGGCUAUUGCAAACUUGUCGGUAAACGCUAAUGUUGCAAAGGCUGUUGCUGAAGAAGGAGGGAUCAUUGUUCUUGCUGGUUUGGCAAAGUCUAUGAAUAGACUUGUGGCUGAGGAAGCUGCGGGUGGACUAUGGAACCUCUCUGUUGGAGAAGAGCAUAAGAACGAAAUUGCUGAAGCUGGAGGAGUGAAUGCAUUAGUCGAGCUUAUCUUUAGAUGGCCAAAUGGCUGUGAUGGAGUUCUGGAGCGUGCUGCUGGGGCAUUAGCUAAUUUAGCAGCAGACGAUAAAUGUAGCACGGAAGUUGCAAGAGCAGGAGGUGUGCAUGCCUUGGUGAUGCUAGCUCGAAAUUGCAAGUAUGAAGGAGCACAAGAGCAGGCGGCUCGUGCUUUGGCUAAUUUGGCUGCUCAUGGAGAUAGCAACAAUAAUAAUGCUGCUGUUGGACAAGAAGCUGGUGCCUUAGAAGCUCUUGUUCAGCUGACGAAAUCGCCUCAUGAAGGUGUUAAACAAGAAGCUGCUGGUGCUCUUUGGAAUUUGUCAUUUGAUGACAAGAAUCGAGAAUCCAUUGCUGCAUUUGGUGGUGUUGAAGCCUUGGUGGCACUGGCCAAGUCCUGUUCAGAUGCAUCCACAGGUCUGCAAGAGAGAGCAGCUGGUGCUCUUUGGGGUCUAUCAGUCUCAGAAGCAAACAGCAUUGCAAUUGGACAUGAAGGUGGUAUACCGCCUCUAAUUGCUCUUGCAGGAUCUGAAGCUGAGGAUGUACAUGAAACUGCUGCAGGAGCUCUGUGGAAUCUUGCUUUCAAUCCUGGUAAUGCCCUCCGCAUUGUGACAGAAGGAGGAGUUAUAGCACUUGUUCACCUCUGUUCGUCUUCUGUUUCCAAAAUGGCUCGUUUCAUGGCAGCAUUAGCAUUAUCAUACAUGUUUGAUGGAAGGAUGGAUGAAUAUGCGAUGAUAGGGCCUUCAUCCGCUGAAAGUGCAUCUAAAAGUGUUAGUUUAGGUGGUGCUAGAACAAAGGCUCUUAAACACAUUGAAGGUUUCAUUACAACUUUCAUGGAACCUCAAGUCUUUGCAGCUGCUGCUUUAUCAUCUACUCCAUCUAUGUUAGCACAAGUCUCAGAGAAAGUUAGAAUCCCAGAAGCUGGUCACUUGAGAUGCAGUGCUUCCGAAAUUGGAAGAUUUGUUACAAUGCUGCGAAACCCUUCUUCUAUACUCAAAGCAUGUGCAGCUUUUGCGCUUGUUCAGUUUACAAUACCAGGAGGUCGACAUGCAAUGCAUCACGCAAGCUUAAUGCAGAACGCUGGAGAAGCGAGGAUCUUGCGCUCUGCUGCAGCAGCUGCGAAUAUGCCUCGUGAGGCUAAAAUAUUUGCUAAAAUUGUGCUUAGGAAUCUGGAGCAUCACCAGGCAGAAUGUUCAAAAGGAAAGAAUAGGAUUUGAGAGCCUUUGUUUUAUUAGCAUAUUUGUUUUAGUGAAUCGAAUGUAUCUCUCCAAACCAUACAAGUCAAGACAAAAAGGCAUAGAAUCAGACUCAUGCUGCAAACACACAAAACCAUCAAGAUUUUUGGGUCUGAGAAGAUGUGUUUGGACAAGGUGUUGUGAUAUAUACAUAUCUGUGAACUUAUUAUGUUUAUUUAUCUCCUUCUGAGAUAUCUCUCUGUAAUAAGAGACCUUGGGGAUUAUUAUGAUCGGUGUUCUUCAUCCCAUUUGUACGCUCUGUUAAUUUCUUGUGACAUUAACAAGACAAGAGGGAGAGAGGUUGUUAAUUAUAAUAGUAAACCAUGGCUUUGUUGAG